This is a messenger RNA of Spirometra erinaceieuropaei, 663 nucleotides long. Lineage: Eukaryota; Metazoa; Platyhelminthes; Cestoda; Diphyllobothriidea; Diphyllobothriidae. The record is from the annotation of a GenBank genome assembly.
AUGGAAGUCCUGGAAGCGACAGUGCUCAAUAGUGCGCAUUGCCGCCGCAGGUUGCGCGACAGCCAAUUGCUGAAGAAGUUCGAAAGAAUAAGUCCACCAACGCGGCCCCUUUCUGAUAUUGUACUGGUUCACAACUCCUCUCGUCGUCUCACGCAGCAACAGCUGGCGGUUUUGUCCUAUGUUACUAAAUUCAACACGAGAGAUGCUCGACCAGACCACUUCAUCGCAUCCUUCGAAUCAGCGCUCCAGAAGUGUGAGGCAAACGAAGAGUGCAAAAAUUCCAUGCGACAACAAAUGUCAACCCUUCUCCUCCGGCACAAACCUCAGAGGGCGAUUUCCGAAACUGAAGACCAAGAACUUCUGAGAAUUCGGAAGAUGAAGGAUAUCGUCACCCUGCCCGCCGACAAGGGACGCUCGAAUGUUGUCAUGGAUAAGGCCGAUUACACGGCGAAACUGCAAAGUCUGUUGGAGGACGAAGGUGUCUAUGAGCUUUCGGAGACGGGAGAGUUCAAGAAGCACGUGAAUAGAGUAAACAGGGCAAUAGACAAGUUGAGGAAGGCAGGAGCCUUAAAAAGAAAUGAGGCAUUGGCGGCAAAAGCCACAGAUGCCGCCAUGACGCGUUUCUACGGCCAGCCAAAAGUGCAUAAGCCAGGAGUCCCAUAG